Messenger RNA from Melampsora larici-populina 98AG31, 1176 nucleotides. RefSeq lists its product as uncharacterized. The record is from RefSeq and is a predicted model, not a curated record. NCBI's taxonomy places the organism in Eukaryota, Fungi, Basidiomycota, Pucciniomycetes, Pucciniales, Melampsoraceae. The coding region runs from base 8 to 1060 and encodes 350 amino acids. Gene Ontology annotation, molecular function: structural constituent of ribosome. Gene Ontology annotation, cellular component: ribosome. The transcript is spliced from 3 exons. Gene Ontology annotation, biological process: translation.
CUCAGCCAUGCCUACUACCUCGGCUUUCCUUCCUCGUGCCUUUGGUCUCACUCGAGCAUUCACUACAAGCCUACGAUCAUUUGAAUCAUCUUCAUCAGCUUUAUCAAACUCUUCCCAAUCUCCUCGAUUGACUGAAGGCAUCACACAUGGAUCCUCAGUUCAACACCUCAUGAUCGAUCGAUUCGACCUUUCAAAUCCAGAUGCCACCUUUGAUGAACCCUCAGUCUUCCCUUUGUCGAAGUAUGUCUUUGGACAACCUAAUCGACCAGAUAUCAUUCAUCGAUGUGUGAUGUUCGAACGUAGCCUUAUGCGUUCAGGAAGUGCUAACACAAAAACAAGGUCUGAAGUAGCUAUGUCAGGUCGAAAACUUCGUCCUCAGAAAGGAACUGGUCGUGCUCGGAUCGGUGACGCUUCUUCUCCUACCUUGAGAAAGGGUGGUGUGGCCUUUGGACCCAAACCUAAAGAUUGGUCCCAAGGGAUUCAACGUAAAGUGUGGGAAUUGGGUCUAAGAACUGUCUUAAGUCAACGUUGGAGGGAUGGAAACUUAAUUCUUGUAGAUCGGUUUUCAAUGAACGAUACAGAAUAUGGAAGCGAACAAUUAGCUGAACUUAUUACACAGAAAGGUUGGUCUGAUGCAAUGUUGAUCGCUGGAGGAGAUUGGGGUACACCCGAAAGUGGUUGGAAGGAUGGAGGUUUAUUACGACAAGCUUUGGGUCGUGAUCAUUUGAUUACACCUGGAAUUCGAUUAGGUCAAACUGGAUCUUGGUGGACACAACAACAAAAAGCUUUGAUUCUUCCAUGUCUUAAUAAUGUCGAUCUGGCUCAUCCACAAGACUUUCAACCUGGAAAACCUCAUACAACUGAUUGGAGACCUGGAAGAGUUGGAAUCUAUCAUCUACUACUCAGGGAAAAGUGUAUAAUGGACAUCGAAGCUAUCAAGUAUUUAGAACAUAAGCUCACUUGGGAUUUGAGGAGACCUAUCAGCGCAUUAGGUGUAUCUAGAGUAGAAGCUGAUCUACAACAUUCACUUGCGUCAAAUUCUCUAGCUAGCUUAUUAUGAACAAAUGAUUUGUAUAUGUAGCUUCUUUACGCAAAUCAACAUGGUCAAGACGGAAAAUUUAAACAGCCCUCUGGAUUCAUGGAACUCAACUCAGCUUCAGUCUGAGCUUUAGACCU